Molecule: messenger RNA, 2308 nt
Organism: Triticum urartu
Lineage: Eukaryota; Viridiplantae; Streptophyta; Magnoliopsida; Poales; Poaceae
Source: RefSeq, a predicted model, not a curated record
UCCGUAGCUUCGAAAUUAACCAGCAGAGUACUAAGCUAACCCCUUCACUAUUCGCGAGGUCACAAGAAAAGAAAAAAACCACCUCACCCCUCGGAUGCCGGCGGUGAUGGCCGGCGUUGACGGCGGCGGUCGAUCCCUGGAUUGCCGCAGCUUCUGGAAGGCCGGCGCCAGCGAGGGCCCCUCCGUCCCCAUCCGCGAGUUCCACGAUGCGCUGGAGACAGGGGACUUCGACCGCGCCCGCGUGCACCCCAAGUUCCUCCACACCAACGCCACCUCCCACAAGUGGGCGUUCGGAGCUAUAUCUGAACUUCUUGACAAUGCGGUAGAUGAGAUCUGCAAUGGUGCCACAUUCAUAAAAGUGGAUAAAAGCACCAACACGAAAGACAACAGUCCAAUGCUAGUUUUUCAAGACGAUGGAGGAGGAAUGGAUCCUGAAGGGGUGCGCCAGUGCAUGAGCCUAGGAUUCUCAACCAAAAAGUCAAAGACAACCAUUGGCCAGUAUGGAAAUGGCUUUAAGACAAGCACAAUGAGACUCGGUGCUGACGCAAUUGUUUUUACUCGUGCAAUACGUGAAAGUAAAGUUACCUUGAGUAUUGGUUUGCUCUCUUACACUUUCCUGAGGAGAACAAUGAAGGAUGACAUUGUUGUCCCCAUGCUUGAUUUUGAGGUCCAAGAUGGCCAAAUAGCACCUUUGGUUUAUGGUUCACAGGGUGAUUGGGAUAGUAGCCUAAAGAUAAUACUUGACUGGUCCCCUUUUUCUUCGAAGGAAGAACUGCUACAGCAGUUCGAGGAUAUGGAUAGUCAUGGAACCAAGGUGGUGAUAUACAAUUUAUGGAUGAAUGACGAUGGCCUUUUAGAACUUGACUUUGAUGAUGAUGAUGAGGACAUAUUGCUUCGGGAUCAAGGUCAAAACAGUGGGGCGUCAACGAAGAUUCAAAAAGAAAUUAUUCAGCAACAUAUAUCUCACAGACUGAGAUUCUCAUUACGUGCAUAUAGCUCCAUCCUUUACCUCAAGAAGUUUGAGAACUUCCAAAUUAUACUAAGAGGAAAGCCUGUUGAACAGAUAAACAUUGCCAAUGAGCUGAAGUUUAAGAAAGUAGUUACUUACAAACCUCAAGUUGCCCAUGAUUCUCAAGUGGUGUCAGUGAAGGUAGAUAUUGGCUUUGCAAAAGAGGCUCCUGUUUUGGGCAUUUUUGGGAUUAAUGUCUACCAUAAAAAUCGACUAAUCAUGCCAUUCUGGAAGGUCCUUCAAGAAGCAUCUAGUAGAGGGAGAAGUGUUAUAGGUGUACUUGAGGCAAAUUUUAUUGAGCCGGCACAUGACAAGCAAGACUUUGAGAGGACUCCACUGUUCAUUAGGCUGGAAACAAAACUGAAACAAAUUAUCGUUGAUUAUUGGAAAGAAAAGUGUCAUCUAAUAGGUUACCAGCCAAUCGAUCCGAAAUUGAGAUCCCAGUAUAAGGCUGCUCUUAAAGAUUCGGGCGGCCCUAGUGUGAAGAUUCGGCAUGAAGCUUCCACUGCUCAGAAGACUGGAGGGCACCUCUCAAAUUUGCUCCCACAGACAUAUGAUGAUGAAGCAGCUUUUAGACUGACAGCUAACAGGGCAGGUUCUGCUUUGCAUUCGUCUGGCCAAGGUAGUAUGGACUCAGCAGGCUUGGAAGAGGAUCUGGUAGAUAUUGGCUCUCUUGGUGUUCUUGAUCCCAGUUGCAAUGAGAAGUUGAGUGAAGAAAAUUUGGUUCUGUUCACAAGGCGUGAAGAUCUUCGGCAACGAGAUACACAGUUGAAGCAGACGAUUGGCGAGCUGGAGCAUGAACUAGAGGAAACAAGAAGGAAGUGCUCUCAGCUCGCAGCUGAGCUGCAGUUGCGGAGGAGCCAGCAACAACAUUACAUGUGAAGGUUAUUUUUACUACUUCUGACAGGGCCUAAACUAUGGGAACCAAACUCCUGGAAAUAUGUGGUUUCAUCAAAGCACAAAUACUGAACAGCGAUACGGAUGGUAUAGUUGCUCAUACGCAUACAAAUGAUCAGCGCGAUCGGUAUAGUUGCCCUCUUCAAGGGAAAUCUUCAGUGUGAAGUUCCUCUGUUUUCUUUUCUUUUCUGUUCUGGUGUGGUACUGGCCGCCACUGUUAGCUAUGGUGUGGUGUGGUGGCAGCAUGCACAGUUCACUGUAAUAUAUACUGGGUGUUACUAUUUCACAUCUUUUUACAUAUCCUGUAGAGUAGAACGCUAUUGUGUGAUAACUACUAGUGGAACAGUGUGUGUGUGUGUGUGUGUGGUUAAUUCAGACUGCUGGUUGUGUUUGUUUUGUCCA